Messenger RNA from Sceloporus undulatus (fence lizard), 2464 nucleotides. Its product is annotated as cytochrome c oxidase assembly factor 8. Gene Ontology annotation, cellular component: mitochondrion. Lineage: Eukaryota; Metazoa; Chordata; Lepidosauria; Squamata; Phrynosomatidae. The record is from RefSeq and is a predicted model, not a curated record. Bases 257 to 874 code for a protein of 205 amino acids. Gene Ontology annotation, biological process: intrinsic apoptotic signaling pathway. The transcript has 5 exons.
GCGUGGCGGCGGUAAUUACGACACUGCCGCAAGGCAAAAUGAAAAAACCCAACCCUGGCUGUUAUAUUUCGUUUGCCGGCGCUGGCACCCCUUUUCAUUGCGCAUGCGUGAGUUGCCCCAGACGAUAAUGGCAGCUUCAGUAGCAGCGACGGUGCCGUAAAGCAAAAUCAACAGCCGCGGCUGUCUGUCAUGAUUUCGCCAAUGAUGGCUGGCCUGCUUCCUUUCCAUUGCGCAUGCGUGAGAUGCCCUACCUGUCAUGGCGGCCGCAGUAGCGAGGGCCAUUGGGAGCAGGGCUUCCCUCAGGGGCUCAGGGGGAAGGCGGGCGCUGCCUGGCCGCGGCUCUUUCUCCUCUUCGCCGCCGGCCUCGUCUCCCUCCAGCACUGCAGGGCCGGGAAAGAGUGGCGCGGCCCCGUCCUCGGAAAGCCCGACUUCAGAUUUUUGUCCUCCUUCACAUUCUUGCCACGAUUGGAUUGGCCCUCCAGAUCGAUGUUCAAACCUCCGACCAGUAAUAUUUUAUAUUCCUAAGCACGAAUCCCCUUUGGAACGAAGACUAAGAGAGCUUAGACAAGAAACACAGAUUUGGAAUCAACAGUUCUGGGCGAACCAGAAUAUAUCAUUUAGAAAGGAAAAAGAAGAAUUUGUUUGCUCCAGAUUGAAAGCCAAAGGUCUACAGCUGAGAGAUGAAAGAGGCCAAAAAGCUACACUGAAUGCAGAAGAAAUGGCAGAAUUUUACAAAGUUUUUCUAAGUAAAAACUUCAAAAAACAUAUAUACUACAACAGGGAUUGGUAUAAACGGAAUUUUACCAUCACAUUCCUAAUGGGACAAGUGGCAUUUGUGAAAGCUUGGAAGAGACUUCGACUGAAAAAAGACUAAAGUGGAAAAGUAUCCAGUUACAACAUUGGAUAUAUGUGGUAAAAAAAGGUUUCACCAUUACCAGAAUCUAAAUUGCAGUGCUGUUUCUAAGUUCAAAUGGAAUCUGGGUGAAAUUCAGUUAGGUUCAGCCUUUACAAGUUCAGCCUUUACAAAGCCAACUGCUACUAUUUACAUUUACGGGCUAAAUCUGGUGUUAAUCUCAAGCAAAGUAGACAUGUUAAAUCAGGACGAUUUACAUAAAUGUCAUCCUUCCAAGUUCCCAUUACUCUAUUUGGGAAAAGAGGUUAGAUUUAGGUGACAAUAUCCUACUAACUGAAAGCAAACAUUGGGAUGAUAACUGUACCUAACAGUGGCACUGAAAAAUCAGUUUGCAUACCGCCCUGAUAAUUGCCAUCUUGACAUGCAAGCAACCAGAUGUGGCCAUGUACCAAAUGAAGACCUGACAGUGUUUUCCAGCCAAUAUAAAAUGUCAACAGGUUGGUUUCACACAUUAAUACCUCAUAAUAUAAACAUCAAAGAAGACCUCCUAAUUUUUUAGAAGACAGUUUUUUCUGGAGCUUGCAUCACUAUGCUGUGUGGUUUCAUCUUCUCCCUUGACGAGAACAAAAUAUAGUAGUCCUCCUUCUUCCUAUUUAUAUUAAUUCUCUCAUGUUAUAUUGCUGUAUCUUAUGUUUUUAAAACCAUCACUUAAGUACCAGGGCUUGCCUCCUACUUUAAGUAGCGCAUAAGUAAAUGUAUCAGUCUUCAGGGUUUUCUGGAGAAGGGCAUAGUCAAAGUCUCUGUACUAAUUUAAUUUCAUUACUGAAGACAGGCAGGAUAAUGUUAUAGGAAAUGUCCUUGUUUUCUCUCUAGGCAGAUUCUGCUUGUAUUUUUUUUUCUGGCCUUAUGUAUUAGGAAAAAUGUAUACCAGGCAAGUAUAUCAAAGGCAUAGUGCUGCAUUAUUUUGAGUGCAUCUAUCUACUUUAAUUACAUAAAUAUGGAGACUUAAAAGCAAAUAUAUACCCUCAACUUAAUUAGUCUAAGUGGGACCUCAGGUUAUUUUCCCCCCUCUCUUUCAUUUUUUAAACCAAAGAUGAAACCUAAUAUUGGCUUGUUCUACUAAAAUUAUUUUUUCCAAUUUUUAUUAAUAUACAGUGACUGAAAGAUGCAUAAAAUCAGCACAGCAAGAAACACACAAAAUGUAACAUCUUCCAAUGUUAGCUAGACCAGUUACUGUUAAAUUAUAUUAAAACAUUUUAGUAUAUCUUUUUUGUAGAUGUGGUUUGAAAAGACAUUGUAUAGUUUUUCUACAGUUCUGCUACAGAGGUAUAUUGCAUGUUUUCAGUAGUGCUACAGACCUCAGGACAGUGUUAUUUGCGGAUUAAAUUGUAAUCAAUAAAUUACGGAGCUUGAUGAUUCCUUAAUUAUGAUGUGAAUAGGCUUGAAAUUAUCCAAAUUUACAUCUUAUUUGUCAAUACAAACUAUGAAUAAUAGUAAAAAUAAAGCAUGUAAAGGUGUUUUCAUACAACUCUCAAUUGAAAGGCUUAACAAUUGCAGCAAAAUUGAACAACUGUGAAAAAAAAUCCCGCUAAUAAAAAUAUUUAUUUUAAA